CUGGCGAUGGAUUCUGACUGUGGCUUGGAGGAGGAGGAGGAGGAUGAGAGGGAGGAGGAAAAGGAGGAUGAGAGGGAGGAGGAGGACUGGAGAGGCAGUGUGGGGCUUCUGCUGGACCAGAGUGACUCGUCAGAUGAGGAAAUGAGGAGGAGGUGUGGAGACGGACAGGAGGAGUCUAUUUUGUCGUCUCCUCCUCCUCCUCCUCCCUCCUGUCCACCCGAUGGCCCUCAGUGCUCUGGCCGGUCAGUGGAGGAGGGACCCUCUACUCCUGCAGCCAGAACUCCUGACCAUGAGCCCACUAGCCGCCUGGAUGAGUCGUCCCUCUUCACACAGCCCUCCUCUGCUCUGCUGGCCCUUGCCCAGAGACAGCCCGUUCAACCCCAUAGCUACCUGGGCCUGGACGGGUUCCUCACCCUGGGUGUAGAGGGCACCUCGGCAAGGCAGGGCUCCACUCUGUCAGAGGCCACCUCAGCAAGGCAGGGCUCUGCUCCAGUCUCCACAUCCACACAUGAACUCUACAGUGGAGCACAGCAUCUCAGCUGGAGGCCGGGCAGCAGCCUGAGAGAGAGUGCCCCAGAGGAGCUGGUCAUGGCUGUGUUGGAUACCCAGAGUCCCAGAGGUGCUACUCGUAGCAGCAGCAGCAGCAGCAGGCCUGCCUCAUCCAGCGCUGCUCACAGCAGGCCUACCACCCCAGCCUCAGCCACACACAGGCUCCUCGCCGCUGGCAGGUGUACUCCUCGUUCGCCCCGUGGUCCUACAAGUGUGUCCAGUUGCCCCGUCUCCCGUCCCACGUCCCACUCCUCAUCCCGUCCCGCAUCCCACUCAGCAUCCCGUCCCAUGUCGCGCGCGGCUCAGGAGAUCGAGGAGGUGCAGAGCGUGGAGCGGGAGGUGCUGCUGGGAGGCGGCGACCUCCAGGAGGAGGAGGAGGAGGAGCAGGAGGACAGACAGGCUCUGGCCAGCCUGGAGGAGGAGUUCAGACGCUUGAGCACAGCACAGCCUGGCACAAGCGGUGACCUUGGCUCCUCAGGGGUGCCCACGUCGGUGGCACGUGGCACUGCGGUGGGUCACCGUUCCUCAGCUGGGAGGAGCUGGAGUGGUGGCGGCAGCAGCAGCAACAGCAGCGGCAGCAGCAGCAGCAGCCGUGUGGCAAGGCAGCAGAGGAGCGGGGGUCACCCAGACGAGGCGGAGGAAGAGGAAGAAGAGGAGGAGAGGCUGAGGGACAAGCAGAGUGUUCUAGCGCUCCACUGACCUACGCUGCCUACAGGCUUUACUGUAAUGCACACACACACUCACACACACACACACACACACACACACACACACACACACACACACACACACACACACACACACACACACACACACACACACACACACACACACACACAUUUGCUCACACACGCGCGCGCGCGCACACGUUUAGAUAUACGUUUACAUAUACACAAAAACACACCCACAAUCUCAUACAUACUCGCACACUCAUGAACACAGUCACAUACAUACACAUAAACACACUCUGACUCUCACACACUUUUGAGCCCACACACACACACACACACACACACACACACACACACACACACACACACACACACACACACACACACACACA
Engraulis encrasicolus (European anchovy) is the source of this 1612-nucleotide messenger RNA. RefSeq names its product zinc finger CCCH domain-containing protein 18-like. The transcript has 6 exons. The coding region runs from base 7 to 1248 and encodes 413 amino acids. NCBI's taxonomy places the organism in Eukaryota, Metazoa, Chordata, Actinopteri, Clupeiformes, Engraulidae. The record is from RefSeq and is a predicted model, not a curated record.